CCGAACAACCCGCCACACUGUCCAGCCGCCCGGACGCCCUUUCGGACGUCUGUUUCGAUCUUUUCUUUUUCUCACCAUGACUGCGGCAGCUUCUGAAACCGUGUUUUUGUCCGCUUUACAGCCAAACACAACGGUCACCACCUACGGGUUCGACUCCCAGAUCGGGAAUGGGGGCUCAGCUUCGGACGAGAUGUCGAGAGCGCGGCGCGUGCAGCAGCAGGUCCAGAGGAGACUGGCGGAGAAGUCCACACUUCCGCGUCAGAAUGGGUCAGCCGCACAGUACGCCAUGUCAGGUAAACAUCCACAAGUCUCACUGCUUCACGGGUCCAUUCUUACUUAAUGGGAAUGUGUCUUUUUAGCCAAGGGCGCUAAUACUAAACACUUCUAGUCCCCACACAGACAGAAACAGGUGACGCUGUGUCUGACUACAAACCUGAGUUUAUAGCCUUACAACCGGUUAUUCAUCAGUUGUGUAGACAUGCAGCUCAAGUCUUUAUCUGUCCUCUCAGAUCUCUAAUGUUGUUUCAUUUGGCUUUACUCCAGUUGAAGCUUUUCUGAAGGGGCUCCAACCAGGAAUUGUGAUUUUCAACAUCAAAUAGUGGACAUUGCUUACAGUGCUGCUGUUUGUUUUCCUGUUUUUAAUUGUACUGUUUAAAUCCACCCAAGGCAGGUGUUUCCUUUUUGAUUCCCACCCAUCUAGUUAAAUAUUUCACCAAUUUUACCCUCCGUUGAUUCCAAAUAAUGGUCUGGUCCACAGACUGUAAGAGUUUCUUGUAAUCGGUUAUUUUAGUUUCAGACAGAAGUCUUUCUGAUUUAUUUUAGAUGAGUUAGAACUGGUCUCAUUUGAAUCUUAAAGUGUGGUUGAUUGUGUAAUGCUCAGUAUAAGACUACAUAAAUGUUUUUCUGUCUAUAGAGCCAUUCUUCAGCCUUUUACUUUUUCUUUAAUUUAUGUAACUGGAACAAAAAAGUGAUUCAGAUCAGCAACCAGCUUUCACUAUCUUAUGAAAGAACAUGCAUGUUUUUUGUCUGGUGUCCGUGUGUGUGUUUCUGUGUGUGGGUACAUCGGAUUUUUGUGUGUUUGCUCGUCCCUGUUACAUUCCUUUGGACUCGAUUCCCGUCAGCUCGUAGGGAAUUUAUCUCUUCAGCUGCUCUGCAGAUUCGUAGCAGAUGAACCUGAGCUCCAGUCUCACAUAGCAGUGAACCUACCUCUCCGUAUACCUGCUCAUGAGAAAAGGGUUAAUAUGUAACAGGCCCAAACAAGUGCUGCCUUCAUGGACUCCCCUGAUAAGACUGACAUGAAAGCCUCCCUCUGUCUGAGAAGCUGGGUGUCAGGUCUUACUCAGCUUCAGGAGGCAAGGGUUCAAGAGAUACAUAGAAGAUGAUGGUGUCAUGAGAAAGCAGCUGUUGUGAUGUCUGUUUAGAGACGUCACAAUUUCAAACAGUGUCUGUCUGAGUCAAAAUCAGGUGAGAUAGUUACGCAAGCAGCGACUUUUCUCCAGCUUGGUUGGACAAGAGUUUACUUGCCUGUCACAACUCAUUUGAGAAGCUGGCUUGGUGUUUAAAUGUUGAGCCUGACUUGGACCUGGUCUUGUUUUGUGUUUGUGUUUGUGACUCAACCAGGUUGCAUCUUCUGGAUGUGUGAGGACAUUCCUUCACGUCUCAUAAUUUAGCGUGCUAUCCCUGAACUAUGCUGUACAGGCGAAGCAGCUCGAUGUCAGGGUUGUUUGACCUUUUAAUUCAGGCAAGAAUGGUCCGAGAAGAUGAAUUGUUUUUCACUCUUGUUUGUAGUUACAGCAUUCCCAGAGGCGCCUAUGUUACCUGUCCCGACUUAGAAAACAUACUGUUCAUGCCAAUUUAAUGACUGGAAUGUGGAGGGACAUAAAACACCUUAGCUAAAUGGGUCAGUGUUCAGUUUUACCUCCAUUUUAGUUGUCAAUUACACCUGCCACUUCAAACAGCCACACUGUAUGAAUAUUGGCCGAGCAGAAUGUUUUGUAACCUCAGUGUGUCCUUUGCCCUGGGCUAUGCCUGGAGGGAAACAUACAGUCAUAAAUUGUUGCCACGUUGUGUCCAUAUUCUUUUGAAACUGGCGCAAAAGGGAGAGAAGAAUUCCAAACAAAACAACAGCUAUCAUUUUAGUGGCUUGUGGCUUGGGAGAAGCUCAUUAUGAGCGCGUAAGUGUUGUCAAGAAAGCAUCCAGAGGACUUGCAGGAAACGCAUCCUCCUCAUGCAGGACAGCUGUGUGCAUUCACACUCGCAGAAAUGACUAAUUGGCGUUCACAGGUGGACAAGUCUGAGCAAAAAGUGAGAGGGGAAAGAAGAGGGUGCGUGUGUGGGAAGUCUUGGCUUCAAGACCAAAGUUUUUUUUUUUGUUCAUAAGACAACAAAGGGAGAAAAAAAUGCAGCGCUUCACUGGUGACGGAGUGUUCAGGGUGUGUUAUCGGGGUUGUAAAGGUGUGUUGGGCGUUGGCAGGGUUGGGUUGGCGACAGGCCAAGAGACGCGACAGUCAUUCGCUAUGCCAAUUGGUUUUGGUGUGUGUGUGUGUGUGUAAGUGCGUGUGUGUGUCUCAAAGAAAUAAAUGAAAGUUGAUGGUGGAAUAAUAAAAGUUCACCCUUACCGACAAAAUACAGAACAGAUUAACACAGUUGCCCACAGAAAAGCCUAAAUGUUUCCCCAGAUUAUACUAUCAGUAUAUUUGGGAUUAAGUGUAAAUUCAGUUGGAGUUUAUGAAGUUUUUAGCUCCCUUAGAGCAAAGUGAGAACAUGGUUAUGAAACAUGAUCAAUGUGGCCUGUUUUCUUUUUUUUUUAAACUGAUCACUGGCUUCUGCCAAGUGGCCUCAAGGCUGGUAACCUGAUUAGUCUUGUUCAGUCAGUCUAAACUCUGAUCUAACUGGGACAAUAAAACAGUCAUUAAAGUUGUUUUUUUUUUUUUGAUAGUUAACUAUUCCUGGAGGAUGGGGGGAGGCCGGCAUUCAGCGCAGUCAUCAGAUUACUAUUAGUUUUAGUUUUGUCUUUUUCGUUUGUGAUCAAAUACCUACAUUUUCGGACAUCUGUCAUCUACCAGAUUUGUAUUGAUAAUUGACAAGCACAUUUUAACAUGCUAACGCCACAUUUAGAUGGUACUACCUCUCAAAAUACUUGCCAAACCUCAUUAUGGUAGCAUUGCUAUUGUCUGCAUCAGCAAUGCAAUCAAGACACAACAAAAAAAGCAAACAAAAGAUUUUUCGAUGAUCCCCAGUUGAGUUUCAGCGUCAUGCUUACCAAACCAGACAGCACAUAGGGGAUGUUUGCCUGCAGGUAUUACCUUCAGAAAGCAGAAAAACUUAUGCAAUGUAGCAGGAGAGGUGACAAAAAUAAAGGUAGCUGUUUAGGGUUGAUUAAACAAUCAAAGAGAGGACUUUUCAUGGGAGCUUGCUGUGAACCUUGCGUAAGGCCAAAACUUAUCUUUGUCUGCUUAUUCAACCAGAUCAUCUUUUUUGACACCCAUUCAAAAACCUCAUGUGCUUUGUUGUGCUGCCUGGACAGACUCCAGACUGAAACGGUAGAAGAUUGAUGUUUUCAGGCGUUGAAAUGACUUGGUUAGGUGUAGGAAAACAUUAUGGUCGAGGCUUGGGAUGGAGUGAAUGAUUUUGUCUAAAUUUCCAGUCUCCGUAAAUAUUUUUCUUGAUGGUUGCCAUUAUAUUCAUCUCCUGCCUGUUGGCUUACCCUGUUUUUCGGAGCAAAACAUUCACACACUCUGUGCUGAGACGGUCGAGCAAGUGUCUUUGUGUGUCAGAUGUGCUGCUGCUCUCAAAGUGAAGGGUAACCAGAGACUCAGAGCUGGUGACUGGUCAGCUCCUGCUGUUUGUCAUUGAAUAUUCAAUCCUCAGUGCUACCUGACACCUGCUAUUCAAACAGUACACUACGUCUUUCAUGUAGGUCGGUCACUGUUGUGAACGACAGAGGCGUGACACCUCGUUGAUGCUGUCAUGCUGAGAUUAAAUCUACCUUCGCUGUGUGAUACGGUAUAAGAUAUUGGUCAGAAUUAGAUGUACUCUCUUUUAACCUUUCGUGUGUAAUGGUCUUAUAGAGUAGAUCUUUUAGAGAAUUAGUCUGACUCAGUCAUUAUGGGAAAGAAACUUAAAAAAGUGGGUAUUUAAAUUGGGCACAAGCGUUUCUUAAAGUCAAAAGGAUUGCAUUUUUAUUGUUUCACGACUGGUCAUGGUCAACUUGAUACUUAAAUAUUAACGUUUGUGGCAACACUCACAGAUCAAUUAACAGGACAAACACCACUUAAACUGUCCUUGUUUUGGACAAGGUCACCUCUUGGCUAACUUAUGUUUUUUUUUUUUAAUGCAACUAAAGACUUUGACUCAAAACGACAGAUGAGAAGAACUUUACAGACCUGAAUCAGUUCUUGUAUUCUUAAAUGCUGCAUGCUAUAAGGUUAUAUUUCGCUACUACAUAGAUAUUUGAGUAAGCAUACUGUCUCAUGGCAGCUGCACUUUGGACUGUUAAACACUGAGAAUACACAGAACUAUUCUUUAAUUAGAAAAUUUAUAUUUCUAUUAUGGCAUGAUCAGCUUUGUGACUUUGUAAACACUGAUAUAAGAGCAUGUAGCUUAAUAAAUCAUUACUAUCAGAACAUGUGUUUUUUAAUUGUUUUACAGAAGUGUCCUUAAAAAGGGUCAAUCAAUACUGUGUAACCUUGGCUCUGAUAGUGGGAUGAGAAAACAUGUAUAGUGACAGAGAUGAGCAGACAACAACUUCAAUUCACACUUUCUUUUGAGAGUUUUUCCUGAUUUCACCUGAGUUUGAUCACCGACCUAACAAUGACGACUAUGAUUUCUUUUUGGUUUUUAUUGACUUCAUCUCUUUGUUUGCCUUUUGCACUCGGUUUUAUUUUGGUUUGGUAUUUUGAGAAAGGAGUUUAGAAACCACACCACAAACUGUAGGUCAUUGUUAGUAUCAUAGCUUUAAGGUUUUGUAGUUAUAAUGCAAAUUUAAGCAGCUUAACAUCAAGCCUAACACAAACAUCAUCCCCAUUUGCUUUGCCACUUAAAGCAUUGGUAGUUAAUAAUAUUUUGCUACAACACAAGAAAGUCUAAUUAUCAACUCAACAAACAGGAAGUGAUGAAAAAAGUCUCUACACCAUUAUUAUAAAUAGUUGACCUCUUGACUCGCUGAAACAGGAUUUAUUGUAAUGUCUGCACUUUUGACCUCUCAGUAUUUGCUCAUUGAUACAGUCAGCUGCUGACUCAAAACUGGAAAUAGGUUCAGCACGUCAAUAGUGCAUAAGUACGUAUGAUAGUACACCAUAAAUGUUGUCUUGAUAUAUUAGGACAUCAAAACUCUCAAUGCUCAUGUUCGUUUUUAGCUUGUUAAAUCAAAGUGAAUGAGAAAUAGUUAAAAUAAAGGAAAGACUUGAGAUUUUUAUUGAAGCAACAUUUAAUUUUCCCCUUGUAUAGAAGUAAUUUUUUUCAUAUUAAGACUUCUGUUUGACAGCUCUGAGUUAGUUUUCUCUAAACUGUAUCUUAAAAACAAUCACAUGAAAUGGAAUUGAAAUAAAGUUAAUUAGUUCUUUAAGAAUGGAUGUGUAACUAUGAGACGGGGCAUAAAUAUUCUAUUUACAGCAUUUUUGAUUGAUUGUUAAUGAAAUAUAAAAACAGAUAACGAAACUUGAGUCUUAAAUGAUUUUUGUUAUGAUGUCAUGACUGUGUUUUAGUAAUGCUAAUGUGUUUGUGUGUUUGUCUGCUUCCUUUCAGAAUACGGUGGGUCUUCAACAAUGAAAUACCAGACCUAUAACCCAGGCUUCACCUCCAAAUCCUCCUACAUGUAUUCAGGCUCCAGAACAAUGGUGAGCCCUGCAGUAUUAUCUCACUCUCUCAGCAUGUAUGAAGACAUCCUGUGGAAAUAAUCAGGCAAACGUGUAAUGGGUCACUUAAGCAGACGUCUAAAAUAAACCCAAACACAAUCGCCAACCCUCUGCUGGUGUCAGGAUGGGUCAGCCUGGACUCAACAGGCGUGGUAUUUCACAGGAGGUCGUUAUGAGAUCAGCUCAAGUUUUGAAGUCCUCCCUCUAGAUUCCUUUAUUUUUGAUGAUUCAACUGGACGGUGCUGGCUGUGUGCCUCAGAUGUUUUAGCUCUGAGCUAAAGAAAGAGCUCUAAUAUGCUCAUCAAUCUUCCAAGAUGUUAUGUUUUAAACAAUUAUACUAAAUCAAUCAAUCAGUCUUUAUUCAUAAAGAAAAUGUUAUCUUAAGACACUUUACCAGAAGAGCUGCUCUGAACUAUAGUCUCAGUUAUAUUUUUAUGAAGCUCCAACUUCUAGACAAGGUAAGAGUCUGUCUUAUCUUAUCAUGAGCUACCAUGACCUGAGUGGAGCACUUUUCAGCAUGUUGCAAGUUGGAGUGGCAAAGAAUAACUUCUCUUAGACAGGUAUAAAAACCUCGAGCAGAACCAAGUUCAUGUUCAACAGCCCUCUGCCAAAAUUCAAGACGGCUUGGAGAGGGGACAGAGGGAGAUGCAGAAAGAGAGAGUUGAAUAGACAGACAACAAAAACAGAUACUCACAAAAAAGGCAACAGCAGACUGGUAAUAACAGACUGAUCUUUAUGGUAGCUAAAACCAACAGGUCUAAUAUUAAAAUCUGAAAUAAUGACGACGAAAGGUGGAUGAGUCUGAGUCAAGUAGAUUUAAAAUAAACAUUCACAUUAUAUUCUGACAUAAAACAUAGGAACUCCAAAAGAUUUGUGUUGAGCAGCAUUUAUGGGACAUAUAAAUCCUGAACCAGCCCUAUUAAAAGCUUUUUUAAAAGGAAAGUUUUAAGCCUACUCCUAAAAGUAGAGUUGGUAACCUGAAGACCCUGAUUGGUAGAUGAUGCCAAAGCAGAGGGGCCUUGUAAUUGAAGACACCUCUUACUGUACUACUUUUACAGACUUAAGGUACGACCAGCAGGCCUAAGUGCUGGAACUAUGAUAUUCUGGUGGGGUACUAAGGUACUAUGAGCUCUUUCAGAUAUGAUGGUGUCUGACCGUGAAGAGCUUUGUUGGUCAGAGGAUUCUUUCCUACAUUUUAUGGGGAGCCAGUGUUGAGAAGCUGAUACAGGAGAAAAGUGCUCAGACUGGUCCAAUUGUAGUCUUUAAAGAAGAACCAAGAACGCCUGAUAAAGAAAAGUCCUGUAACCAAACCUGCAGAUAACAAAUUCAUGGACUAGUUUUUCCGCAUCAUUCUGAGACAGGAUGCGUUUCAUUCUUGAAAAACCCUGAAAGUACAAAAAGGCGAUUCUUGAAAUUUGUUGAUUGUGGAAGUUAAAGGACAAAUCUUGAUCAAAAAGACCUCCCAGAUUCCUGACAGUGGUUACAAAUGCCAGACUAAUGUCACCCAAGACAGUUGUACAAUUAGAAAAUGUCUCUCUGGGUUGUAUGAGGCCAGGAACAAUAACUUCAGUCUUGUCUGAGCUGAGCAGCUAAAAACUUUCAGUCAUCCAGGCUUUGGUAUCUUUAAGGCCUGUUUCUAAUGUUGUUGUUUGAUUGGCUCCUCCUGGCUUCAUUGAUAAGUAUUUUUUUGCAUAAAGUAAAAAUGUAUUGAGUGUUUUAUUGUAUUACCAAAAGAAAGUAUAUACAUAAAAAACGGUCUUAGCACUGAGCCUUGAGGGACGCCAUGUCUAACCUUUGCAUGCACAGAAGUUUUUGUUUACUGUAAUAAACUGAGGUUGUUCUGAUGGACGUGAUUUGAACCAAUUUAAAAACGGUUCCUGUAAUGCCUUUAGAUUAAUCUAGUCCGCAACAGGAUGUGAUGGUCAAUAGUGUUCAAUUCAGCACAAAGAUCUAACAAGACAAUUACAGAAGAAAGAAGACCUCUGUCUGAAGCAAUAUAAAGCCGUCCUUCAUUGAGAUUCAGUUUUGACCAUGAGUGCUGACUCACAACAAAUUCAUCCUCAUGCAAAGGUCACUACAGCACAAUGAAGCACUUUUAUCACACAUUUGUUUCUAACAGGAGCAUUUUUCUUUAUUUUUUAGGCUCCACGUAUAUCCCAGCGGACCGGCUUCAGUGCCCAGUCUGCAGGCCCUGAUAUGGCCCAGAUCAACAGGAUCAGUGUUGGGGGCGGAGGGUUUAGCGGUGGCGGCGGUGGUGGUGGUGGUAGUAGUUAUUACCGAGAAGAUAUACGUAUGGGGGGCUAUCAGGGUGGUGCCAGGCCACAGAGCCGUAUGGAGCAAGAAGCCCUCUCCAUGCAUGCAAUGAGGGCACAGACAGCGAAUCCCUGGAUGAUAGAUGGCAGUGAUGCUGGCAGCAUGGUGUCCGACAGGGAUGCCACCUUCACCCGCCAGUACACCCAGAGCGCCGUCAACGGCUACAGCAGCCAGAUGAGGCAAGGAGGGGGAGGCACCAUGACCUUUCAACAGGCUCCCAUGCGUCGAUCUCUUAGCGGCACUCUUUCCCGUGGUGGGGGGAUGGCAGGAGGAGAGGCAGAGGUCGUUCAACACCACGCCUACAAAGGCCCCGCUCACCGCACCAUCAGCAGGAUUACGAGCCGAAACAGGAUGAGCAUGGGCUCCGUGUCUGGGACCAUGCAGCAGACCUCCAGUGGAGGCACCUACAGUGCGGGGAUGGACAGGGUGGACAGAGGGUUCAUUGCACCUGGAGUGUCCUCUGCUUCCCAGGGCAACCUGAUGAUGCAGCGCCAGGGCACCCUGUCCCGCGCCAUGUCCGUCAAAAGCAUGCAGAGUGUGGGCAGAGGUGCAGACAUCUAUGGGAUGGACAUGGGAGCCAGCAUGGGCAACCUCAGCGGGUGAGGAUAACACAUGACCAAUAAAUUUACAGAGUUACUGCUUCUAUUCACACAGUGAUCUCACCUUGCUUUCAUUUGUUUAACGCUUAACCCUGAACUUUAACCAGAGCACACACUGAUGAUAACUGAUGAGAGUGAGCAGUCUGGUGUUUCUCUAUAACUUUCUUCUCAUCAACUGAGAAAACAACACGUAACUGAUACUACUGACAGAUAUUUUCAGUGCAGUAUAAAACAGUAUAGUUUUAUCUAAAGCAUCUCCGUCAUUGAAAAGCAAUAAGAAAUACACCAGUAAGCAUAUUUUGGCAUGCGUGUUUUUUAAUUAAUUAAAGUUAGGUGUUCCUUUAUGCUACUGCAAGAAUUAGGUCCUCCUGGCAGAUGUCGUAUUAAUUGGCUGCUACAAAUGAUCCAGCGUAUAUAGUUUGUGGCAAACUGAUGUUCAAACUUAUAUUAUUUUGAAGAUACAGAAGUUGCAGGAUCAUCUUGCACAUUGUUUUUUUUUAUUUUAUUCAUUUAUAACACUAUGAAUGAGAUCCUUUCAUUAUCUCAUGCAGAGAGAUGACGGCUCUGGUGACUCAAUUUAGCACAUCAGCGAAAUUGAGUGAACGUGAAGCACCAGCGUGUAACAUGUCAGGAGGGUUUAGAGAGAGAGUGUGUCUGUGUGUGUGUGUGUGUGUGUGUGUGUGUGUGUGUGUGUCAUAGGAACAGCGUAUUUCAUAAGAGCUGUGGAUUGGGAGGUGGCUCCAUAGUGGCAGGACUGGUUUUGGGUGUGGCAGCUCAGUUUCAGGCCUCACAUUUCACACAUCCCACAGCAUGUGGUUAGCCAGGCAGAUUUGUAGACCACUGUGUGAUUUGGAAGAAAUUCAACUCGCAGAAUCUUGCAGACCAGAAACAAAUCAUCUUUGAGUGAUUACUGUGGACCCUUUGUUGUUUUUCACUCAAACAUCCAAAAGACAUAUUUUGUGCUACCAUCUGUGACAGCAGGAUAAUUACAUAAUUGAAUGUCUAAGAUUCUUUGGUUGAUUGUAUGUUUGCUCAUUUGACAGGAUUACCUCUCUGGACAUGCAAACUGCUAUUCAGAACUUGGGUGAGCCCGACCCUGAGCUGCAGGUCCUGGGUGCUGCCUACAUUCAACACGAGUGUUACAAUGACAGCGAAGCCAAAAACGAGGUACUCGCACAGAUGAAUCUGGUGGUUUGAAUUCCUUUGGGUCUUUCCUCUCUGCUGUCACUUAUUGAGAAACUCUCCCAUGUAAAAAGUUUUCCUGCUAACGAAACAUCCGUCUGGAGACAGAGUUGCUUUGUUUUUUCCUCUGCUCUGCUGUUCUCCAUUUUAUUCCACAUGUUGCUCAAUUCACCAUCACUCUUAAGUGCAUCUGGACUCUGCCCUUAAUAGGUGUUGAAUGGCAGACAUGCAGGAGAGAUUAAAACCCUUAUCUUGUGGUGGGUUGGUCGCCUGAUUUGGCUGUGUGCUCUGAGCUCGUUGAGGUUAUUUUCAGCACUGAGUGUACAGCCCCUUGUGAGCCGGAUUACAGUCAGUGUUUGAUGAGGUUUCCGAAAAAUAAUCCCCAUGAUAAUAGGUAAAAGAAAAUAAAGAGCUCUUUUUUUAGUUUCACUUUCAACUUGAAACAACUUGAUACCAUUGUUUACAGUAAUAUGAACAGUCAGCGGUUCAGGUUAGCCAAUGAGGAAACAAGAUGAAACACUUUGGCUUGUCCAAAGGGGAAAAAUAUUAGAAAUAUGAACUUGAAAUCUUCAAAAUUCGGCAACUGGACUGUGUAGAGUUGAGAAGACGUUUCGCCACUUAUCCAAGAAGCUUCUUCAGUUCUUCAGUCCAGUUGCCGGAUUUUGAAGAUUUCAAGAAAACCAAGAUCUCAAUAAAUGAGAAUCUACAUGGACACAUCAGAAAUAUUAACUGUACGAGUAGGACAGUUAAUAGACCUCAGAACCUGUUGGAUUAUUUCUUUUAAGACAACUAUUUCAGAAAAAUGAAACCAUCGUUGUGGUAUUUUAAGAAACUAAAAUGCUCUUCACAAUUCACUCUUAAGUCAUUCUAAGUGGUUUUAAGUAAAUAAGCAGCAAUACAGUACAAUACGAUAAAAUGGGAUGUGAUAGGAUAGGAUAUGAUACGAUGAAAUACAAAACGAUAAUAAAUGAUACACUUUAUUAACUCCAGAUGUAAAUUUGUUUUGGAUUCAAGCGUUACUCAUAUAUAUACAUAUAUUUCAAGUAGAUUUUCUCUCAUCCGUAUCUCUAGGUACGUCGCCUGAAGGGAAUUGGCGAGCUGGUGAAGCUGUUUAACUCAGAGAACCAGGAAGUGCAGCGCUUUGCCACUGGUGCAACACGCAACCUCAUCUAUGAAAACAUGGACAACAAGGUGGCCCUGAUCGAGGAGGGCGGCAUCCCUCAGCUGGUGGAGGCCCUGAAAGAGAAUGACGAUGAGCUCCGCAAAAACAUCACAGGUAGGAACAUCCCAGUGUCAGUCAUGAAAAUAACAACGAGACACAACAAGCAGGGCUGAUCUCAGGCUGUGGGUUUUUUGUGCUUUUGCCACAGGUGAAAAAAAAUUGAAUGAAAAUGAGCUAGUCUCAACAUGCGAAUGCAGCACAGUCUUUGCAGUUAGUGUCCUUGAAAUGUAUCAGCAAACAAGUCGCCUUGAAAUUGAUAUUAUUUCCCAACAGAGAGGCUAGUUGUAACUAAAACUGUUUACAGCAACAUAGUUUAAGUGCCUGAACUUCAACAAAGAGAGAGUUAUGCUUGGCCUUUUUUUUUUUCUCACAGGAGAUUUGUUUCUUACACAGUCGCAGUCUAAAGAAAUCUUGUUUCCUGUCAGCUCAGCCUUGUCACCCUCUAGCACUGAGGAAUUCUCUGAAGUUCAUCUGCUGUCAUCAUUCACAAUUAUCUGUCUUCAGCUGAACUCGCAGUCAUACUUUCUCAUAACUUCAGCUUUGACUGAAAUUCCUUAAAUAGAUGUUUCAACUCCACAGUCUGGAGAUUUGUAUGUGUGAGUGUACAGGGGAAGGGGCGGAGCCGCAGUGUUUUCUAUAGGGUGUGUGAAGAAGAGGAGUUUAAAGGAGUGUGGGAGUUGUCUGGGCCUGUGGACCAACAGUAUAUCUGCCGCUCCCUUUAAUGAGGAAAGGCCUUGUCACUCUUUCCUUUGAGCCGUUACAACUUGAUUUGUAUCUGUGAGAUAGCUGAAGAGUCAUGUCAGUGAUAGAUAACAGAGUGAGUGUACCUGUGCACCCUUUUUUUUUCUGGGGAAUAUGCCAAAAUGUUUGAUGGGAGUCUCAUCUUUUCCCACAAAGAGCUUAUAUUUAACCUUAAGUCAUUUUAGUUCUCAUGUAGGUCUUUAACUGAAUUCAUAAGUCACAGUACGUUUUGGUUUUUGAAGCUAUUCUAGCUGAUUUUAUCACUUGAGGAAUAGUUUAUUAUUUUGCAGUAUAGCUUAUUUUGCUUUCUUGUCAAGUGCACAAAAAGAAAAUAGACACCGCUUUAAUGCCUGUGAGCUAAAUGUGAAGCUAAAGCCAUCUGCCUUUUAACUUUGGUCAACACAAAGACAGUAAACAGGACAGCUCAGCUAGCCUGUUUUUUCCCCGUCAGUGUCAUACUUCCUGUCCAGUGCCCUCAAAACUAAGAUCAACCUUUAUUCAUCCCACGACGGGGAAAUUCGCAACCUUCAGGAAGUCUCAGCACCUGGCCAAAAAAUAGUCCACCCUGAAAUUAACAACAAGUCCCCCUCCUGUUUUUGUUCAGAAAAGUUUUACUAGGAUUAUCUUAAAGAAACUAUGAGGAUAGUUCAGCCUUGUAAAUGCUCGCAGGCAUUUUCUAUACAGACAGGGCUGUUUGUCUUUGCUGUGUUCAUGCUGAACUAAGCAAAACUAAUGCUGCAGUUUCCCACUGUACAGACAUGUGCCUGUUGAUAUUCACUAAAUCUGACAAGAGAACAACUUGGACCAUUUCCCACAGUUUAGAAGUAUUUUUCUGAACUGAGAUUCUGGAGUGUUGUUGAGGUUACUAAGGUUCUCUUAUUCAGAGACAAAAUCAUUGGAAAGUGGAACUUCAAUAAGUUGCAGAGAUAUGCAGGACAAACACAUUUGUUGUUGCUGCUGUUGUUGCUAACACUCCUCUGGUGUGUGUGUGUGUGUUUCUGUGCAGGUAUUCUCUGGAACCUGUCUUCCAAAGACAACCUGAAGGAGAAACUGGCCCGUGAGACACUGACUGAUCUCACUGAGAAAAUCCUCAUUCCUCAGUCGGGUGGUGGAGAAACUGACUACAUCCUUCAGCAGACCCCGUCUGAGUCUGAAAUCUUCUUCAACACCACAGGAUGCCUCAGGUGCGCUUCAAUUAUCUGCCCUCGCUCUUUAGCUUUUUCCCUCUCUUUUGUCUAAAUGCUUUUCUCUCUGGUAGGUCUGUGUCUACUCUGAUUUGCAUGUUGAGAACUUGUUCUGUGAGGAGAGACAGGCUCUUGUGUCAGCUGACAGCUACUGGAGAUUUUACCCCACCCAUUACUUUUCACUGCUGUUUGCAGCUUUCCACUCUCCAGUUGUUUUGGUUCUGCUCAGUUUAUGUUCAUCUUAAACGGUUUCAUCUCGACAUCAAUCAUCAUCGGGGGAAUGUUUGCAAUGCCGCAUUAUUUUCUCAAAAAUGUCUCCAUCAGUUGCGUAUUUUCGCAGCACAUUGUCUUAAGUGGAAACACCCUCCCACACUCCUCUUUAUUUGCACCAUCUGGUUGGAGUAAUGACACGCAUGCUUCCUGACUGACUUAAAAAUGAAAUAACUCUCUGACCUCUUGCUCCCUCUGUGUGUGCUCAGGAAUCUGAGCUCUGUGAGUGAGAAGACCCGCCAGCAGAUGAGGGAAACACACGGCCUGGUGGAAUCUUUGGUGACCUACAUUAAGCUCUCCCUCGAGGACAACAAGGCAGAAGACAAGGUGAGACGGGGAAAAAUGUAAAGCUCACUCAGGCUGCUGAGCUAACAAACUCAAUACUUGUGUACUCAUUUGUCUGUGUGUGUUUUCCUAGGGCGUGGAAAAUUCAGCCUGCGUCUUGAGGAACCUCUCCUACCAGCUCUACAGUGAGAUGCCGCCAUCUGCCAUGAUGCGCCUUGAAGGACCAACCAGAGAUCAGGAUUCAGGGAGGGGAGAAGCUAUUGGAUGCUUCACACCUCAGAGCAGGAAAGCCAAAAAUGUAAGCCCGCAUGAGAUUUACUCCAAGUUUGAACUACUUAUCACAUUUAUUAGUGCCCUCUGUCAUCUUUGUUGAUUUAUCUGUAUCUGCUCUGUUUGUCUGAGCUCAGGCACCACCCGUUUUUCAGGUAUCUGAGUAUGUAAUGAUGAUGUUAAUAAGGAAGGGAGGAAGGACACUUCAUAGUUUUUAGUGUGCUCACAUCACAUGCCCAUUUUAACUCUGUCUUGUAUUCCUCUCCCCUUGAUAGCAAAAGAACCAGAGUCUGUCCACUUUCACCGAGGUUGCUCGGGUACCAAAAAGUGUGGAGUGGCUGUGGCACCCACAGAUCGUUGGGCUGUACACUCGAUUGCUGCGUGACUGUGAGAUCAACUCCACCACCCGCGAGGCAGCUGCUGGAGCACUGCAGAACAUCACUGCCGGGGACAAGAGGGUAAGCAACACAUUUAUCUGCUCCCCCGCUGAAAUCGUAAGAUGCACUAAUCCUCAUGUCUCACUUCAUCUUUUCUUUCAUUGUCCUGCAGUGGCCGUCAGUGUUGAGCCGGGUGGCUCUGGAGCAGGAGCGUGUGCAGCCUGUGGUGAUGGACCGUCUGCGAACUGAACGUGAUCUGGAGCUGCGAUCCCUCACAGGCUUCCUCCGAAACCUUUCUCGUCAUGCCAUUAACAAAGAGGCCAUGGGUACGUUUUUAUCUUUAUGGAUCCUUUGAUGCUUUUCCUCUAGUGUUGGACUUACUUCAGUUAUCAGGCCUGGUUAGUCGCGUUAAAUGAUAAAAACAUAAAGGUGGAAGAAUUAUGUGGCCAGUGUGUAACUGAAAUAAAACAGUGUGAGUUUGCUUCCUUUUAAGACACUUUUUAGUUGGAGAAAUUAAAAGUUUUAGUGUUUGUUACAGAAUUUACACAAGUCAAAUUCUUUAUGUUGUUCAAGUCAAAAACAAAUCAAGUCAAAUGCAAACAAGAUUGAUCCUGUUAAACCAUUAAUAUUUAAAUUAGACGAGAUAAAAAACUGAUUUAUUUUCUACAACGAAAAAUAGUGUUUUGAUUUGACUUGAAUCUUAUAGCACUUAAAAAACAGGUUUUGAACACUAACUUUGAACAGUGACAAGACUUGUGUUUGGUAUUUCCUGUUUCUUUCUUUUCUUUUUUUUUUUUGAACGACCAAAAGCCAUAACAACGUGAAACUGCUGCCUCCCAAAGCCACUUCCAGAUCCCUGUAAUUAGAAAAGUCGUGACAUUGCUGUGUCAGUUACAAAACAGCGUUCCUCUCACACUGCCUCCAUGUCUUAAUGUUUGUUCAACUUGAACCUUAGGGGGAUUUUUUUUUUUGUUUUGGUUUCUACUUAGGAUUCUGGUCUCUAAAAAUUAAGCAUUUACAGGUUCACAUGUGGCCCACAGAUAUGGAGUUUUAUUAACGAUUAACUGGUUGGAAAACAUGCAGUUUUUCCUUUUAAUUUCAAUGCAACCACUAUAAUUCACAUUUUUACCAGUGUUAUUUAGUGCCAAAAUUCAAUAAAUUCAAUAUUGAUAAAAUCAUUUAAUAAAUACAAAUAUUUCAAGAUACGGUAAAUAAAUGUUUGCGCAGGAUAAUAGAAAAGGUGAGGUUGUGAUGGUCGGUGUUAAACAUUAUAAAUAUUAUACUUACAAUGAAACUUGAUUUCUUCAGCUACAUCAGUGGUCCAACACCUGGUGGCCAAGCUGCCUGAAGACGGACACCAAAAAGUGCCUUCCAGUGAUGUGGUGGUCAACAUCUGUGGAGUUCUCAAUAACCUGGUGACCGGCAGCCAACUGGCUGCCAGAGACAUCGCCUUCUUUGACGGCGUGUCAAAACUGGUCUCAAUCAAGAACUCAAAUGACAGCAGGUGAGACGUCCGCAUAGUGGCAUUCAUUAAUCUUACAUUUUUAUAUUUACUCCACUGAUUUUGAAAGUUACUCAAGACACACAGGAAGACAUCUACACACACUGAAAUGUACUGUUUUUUUUAACCUUGGUGAUUUGUUUUUCUUUCAGCACUGGGAAGAUGAAAGCAGCCAAAGCAGCAGCCACAGUUCUCAGCAACAUGUUCCAGUACAAGAAACUACACAGCACAUACAAACAGGUAGGAGAGAAGUUCAAAGUCGGUGAUUACAGUGUUUCUAAUUAUCAAAUCAUAUCAAAUCAAAAAGAAGUCAUUUUGAACAUGAGUGAAUUUUCUCGAGAGUAACUCGGCUGCAACCAGAGGCGAGAACAAGUAGAAGCUUAUAAAAGCCAAAGCUCAGUGGAAAAGCUCCUCUCUGCCGUGCCCCACCCUCACUCUGCUAUCUGCACAUGUGUGUGUGAGCGUGUGUGUGCAUGAGAGUAGAAAAAAAGAGUGAGAGUGAAGGAGAUAAUUGUGUGUGUGUGGUGUGAAUGUGUGUGAUGGGUUAAAUUCCUCUCUCUCUCCCUUUGCAAGUGUCUCGUCAUUUUCGCGGCUUAUGUUAACAGCACAUAUGUCUCUGACUGUUCACACUGCCACUCUUUAAACACACAUACACCCCAAGUCAAAUUCAGGUGUGUCUCGGUCUUGGGCAGGACCAAGUAGCUUCACUGCCUUUUUGCAAAUCACAACUUGCCCCUCCUUGGGGUGUGGUGCUCAGUGUAUUUCCUAAUGAACAAGUCUUGACAGGGCAAAAAAAUGCAUCAAUGCUAACUCGACACAAAGUUUGAUUUGAAUUCUCAGAUGCUUUAACCACCGUUUUAGAUGUUGCAACAAAAAUAAGUAAAUUUGCAUGAGUGUAAGCCUGAAAACACAGAAAUGCAUCACUCAGAAAUGUUUGUGUAGUACUGUGAGCUCUGAGGUCACUCAAGGUCAAAUUUCUCGAUGAAAGGAGCCUUAGUUUGACACCUACGUGAUUUGAAGUGUGUUUCAUAUUUGAGGAAGUCAUUAUGUAAUCAUUUUUCUGUGAAUCUUGUCCUCACAGUGUUGUAAAAAUGUUUUGCUUGUUUCUUUGUUUUACAGAAAGGGUUUACGAAACAGGAUUUUAUAGAUUUGACCAUCUAAAUCUGCGCCCCUACUGGAUAAAUCCUUCACAAAUCUGGGAUUAAAUGAACUCCUUCUACUCUUCUGAGAUAACGUAGGUUCACAUUUUAUCUGCCAUACUUUGUGAUGAGAACAUGAGUACGCACAAGUGAUGGACGGUGGAUGGAUGGAAAAGGACCUCUGUAUGUUUUUUUGAAAAUCAGCGUCACUGCAGUUGAAGCAAUGUGGAUCCAGUCCGGCUGAGCGUUGAUGGACUGGGCUGUGUGCACCUUAAGCUUGUUCUCUUUGUUUGAAUACCGUUUGUUGUAGAGUGGCAUCAGGGAUAUUUUUUAACUGUCAUAGCAGAUUUUCUUCGGAUUAAACUGAAGCCUCCUGUUAACAUGCUGUUGUGUUGAUGAACGUGUGCCUUACCUUCUCACUGCUGUGCCUCUUUACAUACAUGCAAACAAUGCAGUGCUAACAAUGCAUCUUUGUAAAUAUUGCUCUCUCUCUCUUUUACAUAGAAUUUUUUUUUACUGCAGCCUUGUACUUUGUAUUUGAUAAGAUAUAUACUGUAUAUUUGAUGAAUGUGUGUUUAUAAAUGAGUUAAAAUUAUAACAUAGUUAUAGUUGAAUGUAAAAAUGAGACGAUAGAAAGAUAAAACUCUCAAAUCUUUAUGAAAAAGACUUUAAAAAGGUGGGAAUUAGGACUAUGCUUUCAAAGCAGAUUAUUUGGUUAUUUGUUUAUCAAACUCGUAGUAAGUGUCGUGUUAUAGAAAAAAGCUUGUGUGACCUUUGUAGUGCCUUAAUCUGAUAUGAUUCUUAUUUUCUUUUACAUGCCAUUAUGACAGAUGUUUGUAUUUUUACUAAAUGGUGUGAGUGUUAAACACAGGGAUCAAAGGAUACAGUUGUAAUAAUUGUUCAGUACUUCAGGUCUCUGUAUGUGUUCAUAAAUAACCAAUCACUACAUGUAUAACUCUCAGAUUAAAGCCUUGUUUAAAUUGAUUAAACUGGCAGGUAUGAUAGCUUAAAUUGUGUGACUUGUAAGUAUUCAAUCAAAGCUUUAGUUCAAGAAGUCUUUGAAUUGUAAAUAUAUCUGCUCUGUUGAAUAAAUGGUGAGCUUUGUGGGUGUUUGGAAAGACUGUUAAUAGUUGUAAACAGGCAGAUGCAUCAUCAGAUGGAUGUUUUUCAGUCAAUAAAGUGAGAGAUUUGGAAGUCAUAUGUCAUAGUGACGGUAUUUCUCGUACUUGUGUGGGUGUGAGUGUAUGCUGAAACAGUCUUGACACCAACGUGGAGAAAUGUCAGCCACACCCUGUUUACAUAUUUGCUCCUGCUCAGACAGGAAUGAUACAAUACCAUCCAUGCUGCGCCCUUAUUUAGCCUCUUAUUUCUCUGUGGGUAGCAAUCGCUCCAUGAGGACACAGAUCAGAGAAAAACAGCCUUUACCUCAAACUGCUUUAUUAACUAGAUUGUCAAGUUGUUACAGGACACGAGAAACCCCCCACUGGUACAGGUGUGUCAAUAACGGUGGGAUCGGCAGUCACAGCUCCCUCCUGAUAUCUGUGUUUCAGGUUUAAAUAUGUUUUUCACAUGUAUCGGCUUCAUCUUUCCCACUCCUCGUUGAGCUGUCAGCUGUCAAAAUCACACCAAUGGCUUCAAAAGAGGAACUCCUUCAUUGUACCUGACAGCACUCUGCCCUCUGCUGGAGACAGAGCUUAGCUGUGUGACGGUAAUACAACAUUUCUGAACGAGAACUUCUUCCCUGAUUCUCACAAAUGAUUCACAAAAAAUAUUUUACAAAACACAAAAGCAUACAAAACAGAAAAAAAAUUAGAAAUCUGUCUUUGUUAAUAUCAGACAGAAAACAAAACACAAUACACAAUGCGACCAAACACAUGGAUAACAUUGGCAUGGAUAAUUGCAGUAUAAGGCACGCCAAAGACGACCCCACAUGUUACUCCUCUGAGGUAAAAAUGGGACUUUGGAUCAUAUGUCCUGCUCAGUCACCAGGUGGUAGAAGUCCGAGCGUGCGCCAUAGUUGCGUGAUCCCAAGUCAGACACGUCGAUGUCUGAAGGUUUGGGCUCGGUGUUGUUGAUGGGAGCAGGAGGGAGGACGGGAGCUCUGCCGGCCCGAGAUUUAUACACAGGGAGAGAAAGCCCUGUGAAAACAAAUCCUCAGUCAGUGCGACAGUUUUAUUUCUGUGAAACUCCUUUUCUGUUCCCUUUCUUCGGUCUUUCAGGCUCUUCAUUGUAAACUUGCGCAGCUGGUCAGCUUAGUUUACCAUAAAGACCCGGACCGGGCAACAAAUGAGAUUCAGCCCACCAAGAACAAAGAUGGUGCAUUUCUACUCCGUCACUGUAAAUACCUCACCCCCUCGUCUCUGUUUGGUGCAAACUACUGUGACCAAAUCAAAGCUUUUCAGUGUCUCUCUGAAGAAGAUGAUUGGAGGAAAUCUGUAAUAGACCCUGCAGAGUUCAGGUGAUAAGGUGGCCAACCCCUCCCACUCCUGACAAAAACUCUGAGGCACUCGCCUCUGGCAGACGGCUGCAGUCCAUCAGGACCAAAACCACAGACCACAAGUACACUAUGAGGCUUCUACUUCCCCUUUCCUUUGACUCAGCCCCUCAUUCAGCCCCAAACCCUGUACAUCCUACUCUUUAACAUUAAAACAUCCUGGUCGCUGCACAUUAUCUGAGUUUCCUACUGCUGACUGUACUGUAUCCUCUUUAAGACACACUGUACAGCUCUUCGACACACUUUUAAAACAGAUAUCUGGAACAUCAUAAAAUAAUUCAGAGAUGAUUUGCCUCUAAUUUGUUGAAGUCAUAGAUAUUAUCACAUGUCUUUGGACAGCACUGACUCAGUUUGAAUCUAACUGAUCUAUUUAACUGCUCACUACAAGUAAGACAGCCUUGAGCCAUCCAUUAGACUUAAACUUCUGCUCAGUAUGUUCAGACAGAAAACAGCCCAAACGAGAUGAUACAGAGACAAGGUAAAUGCUCGUCAUACCCUGAAGAUCUGAAGCCUCAUUGUACUUGAGUUUAAGAUGAAAUGAACUUUGUCCUGUUUUAGUUGAUUCAAAGUAGCACAAGAAAAGCAGCAGUGAUUUGCAAGUCUCUCCAUCAGGUUUAAACUUGAGUAUGUGCUGUAAUUCUUUACAUUUUAUGUCCUAUUCAACAAACAGGACAAGACAUACGCAAGUGUUGACAGGCAUUUUACAUCUUUGGAUCCAAGUCAACACAGGAUAGUUGUUACAUAACAGCCUGCUUACUUCAGCACAUUGUCUAGACAAAAUCCACCUUGCACUGUCAGCAGUGACAAGACAGUGUGUCAUUCAUAUAACAAUCUGUCAGUUACGUUGGAGAAUGUGAACAAUUUUUGAUGUUUAUAGAAAUGCCUCACAUUUAUCUUUAUGCAAAAAUCCUGACAUUCAUACUUGUUCCACUGCUGUCCUUACCAAGAUCUCCAGCAGGGUCUGUGUCUGAGCGGCAGUCAAGGUAGUCAGGGUUGAGGGUCAGCAUGGGGUCCUUGUCAUCUUGCAGCAUAGUCUGGGGGUCUCCUGCAGACUCGCUGUGAAAGACCACCCUGCGGGGCAUUGCUAAGGCCAGCUCCUUCCAAAACACGGAGGAUGGAG
Xyrichtys novacula (pearly razorfish) is the source of this 20552-nucleotide messenger RNA. Lineage: Eukaryota; Metazoa; Chordata; Actinopteri; Labriformes; Labridae. The record is from the annotation of a GenBank genome assembly.